This is a messenger RNA of Drosophila subpulchrella, 803 nucleotides long. RefSeq names its product 40S ribosomal protein S19b (gene RpS19b). Gene Ontology annotation, molecular function: RNA binding; structural constituent of ribosome. NCBI's taxonomy places the organism in Eukaryota, Metazoa, Arthropoda, Insecta, Diptera, Drosophilidae. The transcript has 3 exons. Gene Ontology annotation, biological process: ribosomal small subunit assembly; translation. The coding region runs from base 91 to 558 and encodes 155 amino acids. The record is from RefSeq and is a predicted model, not a curated record. Gene Ontology annotation, cellular component: ribosome; cytosolic small ribosomal subunit.
UUUAGAAAGUGUCACAUUUUACUCGUCCAUUUUGGCGAAAAUCGGCGAGGAAGCAGGAGCAAAAAUUUGAAUUUUUUAAAAGAGAGCAGGAUGCCUGGUGUAACAGUAAAGGAUGUAGACCAGCAAGUUCUUACAAAGAAUUUGGCUGCGUUUUUGAAAAAAUCGGGAAAAGUCUUGGUGCCCGAGCAGGCCGACUACAUAAAGACGGCCAAGUUCAAGGAUACUGAACCCACCGACGCCGAUUGGUUCUACAUUCGCUGUGCCUCCAUCAUGAGACACCUGUACCUGCGCAGUCCUUCCGGAGUCGCGGCCUUGACCAAAGUCUACGGAGGACGCAAGCGCAAUGGGGUUCAUCCGUCAAAGUACUGUCGCUCCUCGGACGGUUGCAUUCGCAAGGCCCUUCAAGCCUUGGAAAUUGCUCGCAUGGUGGAGAAGCAUCCGGAUGGGGGUCGCAAGCUGACUUCACUUGGCCAACGUGACCUGGAUCGCAUUGCCAACCGUAUUGUAGCCAAGCAGCGAGAGACCUUUACACCACUCUCGAUAAUUGUCACCACAUAAAAGCAACAAAAAUAACACUUAAUUUAAUAAUUACUUUUCCGAAAACUUCACAUACAUAAAGAUCAUCUUUGAAUACUUGCAUUUUGAUAUUUUUAUAAACAUUUUUAUAAUAAUAUGUAUAAUUUAUAGCCACUUGAAGACAUUUAAUCCGCUCAAACAAUAAUAAUAUUUAUCAACAUACGCUUAUUUGACAUGAAAUGUUAACCCUUAACAAAGUUAUAAAUUAUAAUAAAAGAAUGAAAUAU